Sebastes umbrosus (honeycomb rockfish) is the source of this 6616-nucleotide messenger RNA. Its product is annotated as potassium voltage-gated channel subfamily D member 3-like. Gene Ontology annotation, cellular component: neuronal cell body; voltage-gated potassium channel complex; membrane. The transcript has 7 exons. The coding region runs from base 961 to 2913 and encodes 650 amino acids. Gene Ontology annotation, molecular function: A-type (transient outward) potassium channel activity; protein binding. Gene Ontology annotation, biological process: potassium ion export across plasma membrane; protein homooligomerization. Lineage: Eukaryota; Metazoa; Chordata; Actinopteri; Perciformes; Sebastidae. The record is from RefSeq and is a predicted model, not a curated record.
UACACUCUGUACAUUCACAGAGUGGGAUGAGCGUGGGGGUUAUAGGGGCCCAGUUGGUCAUUUAUGCCCUGAGCCCCUCAAAAAGUUUAAUCCGGCCAUGUUAAAACCCUUCUGGAAAAUGUGAAUAAUGUUGUUAUGAGGGACAAAGUGUUAAUAUUAUCCUUCAUAAAGUAUUAGUUUACAAGUUAGGGCUUACUCUGCAUCCUUUUGGUACUUAACUCACUCUAAUAUCCAAGUGCACUAUAGUGAGUUUACUAUAUACAGUAGUGUCCAUGUCCCCACCAUUACAAUACAGUAGUAUUUUCUGCUUUAGUUAGAAAUGCAGCAGCACAGUAUUGCAUGCAGCCAGAGUGACAGGGUGAGUGUGUCACAUCUGAUGGUAAAGUGAGGCAGAGGGAAGGAGGGCUGAUGACACAGAGCUGGCACACACACACACACACACACACACACACACACAGAGAGAGAGAGAGAGAGACGCACAUUGUACUUUGUGCUGCUGGAGGAAAGAGGACGCGCGUUGCGCCUCUCCAUCACAUUUCACUUUCCAAACACUGACGGGAAAAAACAAAGAAGCCAGGAUGUAGAAAAACAAAACAAGAAACAAAACCUUUAGAGACGUCCACAAAUCCCGCUGUACAACCCAAGUCCUGUGGUCCCACAGACCGGUUCAUUCUGCUCCAUCACCCGCGUCUUUGUGCGCUCUGCUCGGUGCCGGAGUCCGACCGACGAGGAGGAGGAGGAGGAGAGGUGAUGCUGCUCGCUGCUUCAUCAUCCCGCUGGAUGGAUCCAAGCUCUUCUUCUCUCACUUGUAAUAAUAACUGAGGACUCGGUCUUUACAGAAAGUCUGAUUUUUGUUUGGAAGACUUGGGAUUUCGUCCCCCCCUCCACUUUUAUCGAUGUUAGUUGAUCUCGAGGAGAGUCGACUCUGAAGGCGAGGAGGACUUCUUUGAAGACUUCACGAUGUCAGGAGUAGCAGGGUGGCUCCCCUUUGCCAGGGCGGCAGCCAUUGGCUGGAUGCCCGUUGCCAAUUGCCCCAUGCCUGUUGCACCGAUGGACAACAGCAAGAGAAAAGACGAGCUGAUCAUCCUCAACGUCAGCGGCCGCCGCUUUCAGACCUGGAGAACAACUCUGGACCGCUACCCCGACACCUUGCUGGGCAGCUCUGAAAAGGACUACUUUUACAACGAGGAAAUCAAGGAGUACUUCUUUGACCGGGACCCCGACGCCUUCAGGAGCAUCCUCAACUUCUACCGGACAGGGAAGCUUCACUACCCCCGCCAGGAGUGCAUCUCGGCCUACGACGAGGAGUUGAUUUUCUUCGGCAUCAUCCCUGAGAUCAUCGGCGACUGUUGCUACGAAGAGUACAAGGACAGGAAGAGGGAGAACUUAGAGCGGCUGCAAGACGACCAGGAAGAUAACAAGGACAUGAAGCUGCCCCACAUGAACUUCAGGGAGACCAUGUGGCGUGCUUUCGAGAACCCCCACACCUCCACCAUGGCCCUGGUCUUCUACUACGUCACUGGCUUCUUCAUCGCCAUCUCGGUCCUCACCAACGUGGUAGAGACGGUGCCCUGCGGCUCCACCGCCAACCAGAAAGACAUGCCUUGCGGCGAACGCUACACGGUGGCGUUCUUCUGCAUGGACACCGCCUGCGUCAUGAUAUUCACGGUGGAGUACCUGAUGCGUCUGUUUGCCGCGCCCAGCCGUUACCGCUUCAUGCGCUCGGUGAUGAGCAUCAUCGACGUGGUGGCCAUCUUGCCGUACUACAUCGGCCUGGUGAUGUCCAACAACGAGGACGUGAGCGGCGCCUUCGUGACGCUGCGGGUGUUUCGAGUGUUUCGCAUCUUCAAGUUCUCCCGCCACUCGCAGGGCCUGCGGAUCCUGGGCUAUACGCUAAAGAGUUGCGCUUCAGAGCUGGGCUUCCUCCUCUUCUCGCUCACCAUGGCCAUCAUCAUCUUCGCCACGGUCAUGUUCUACGCAGAGAAGGGCUCCAGCUCCAGCAAGUUCACCAGCAUCCCAGCUUCCUUCUGGUACACUAUUGUCACCAUGACGACGCUCGGGUACGGAGACAUGGUGCCAAAGACGAUCGCCGGGAAGAUCUUCGGCUCCAUCUGCUCCCUGAGCGGCGUGCUGGUGAUCGCUCUGCCCGUCCCAGUUAUCGUCUCCAACUUCAGUCGCAUCUACCACCAGAACCAGAGAGCAGACAAACGCCGCGCUCAGAAGAAAGCCAGACUGGCCAGGAUAAGAAUAUCCAAGUCCGGCAGCGCCAACGCCUUCAUGCACAGCAAACGCAACGGACUGCUCAACGAACUGCUGGAACUGACGGAUACAGAAGAGGAUGAGCAGAAGCUGGCUAAGUCCAUCUCUCUGUUAGAGAGCCAACACCACCACCUACUGAACUGUCUGGAGAAAACCACUGCUCAUGAGUUUGUGGACGUGCAGAUGUUUGAGCAGAACUGUUUAGAGUCGGCGUUACAGACCUACCCGUCACGCAGCCCCUCUAUAUCCAGCCACGACAGCUCUGUGGGUACCUGCUGUUGCCGCAGGGCAAAGAGAAACACUCCUCUGCCCAACGCCAGCCUGCCCUCCAGCCAUCCCAUCGCAACACACCAGGGCCCCCUGCAGGAGCUCAGUGCCAUCCACAUACAGUGUGCUGGCCAACCGUUACACACCGCCAGUCGUUUGAACCUCAACCAGAAAACCAAUGAAAGUGGCUGGAUCAACAGCAAAGGCAGCCGGAUUACCACGGCGAUCAUCAGCCUCCCAUCGCCCCCCGCUCUGGCCCCUGAUAGCGAUGGUCUCCGCGGGCCCCCACAGAGGAGGCCGCCGCCACCUCCAGGUCACCCUCCUCCAAGCAUCCAGACCACAACAAGCUCAGCUGGCAGCAACAUUGUAAAAGUCUCUGCUCUGUGACUCUCUGGACGACAGAUGUAACUCAGCUCAGCAGGAGGAAAGAAAGGAGGAAGAAGAAGAACAAGAAGAGGAGGAGGAGGAGGAGGCAAAGCAGGUCACACUACCUUUAUGGACGCACCAUGUCCCGUAUCAAAGGGUCAGCAGGAAGAGCGCUGUACUCCAGAGGAGUUUAAAAGAAGACAGAUGAUGAGGAGCCAUAACUGAGGUAGAGGAUUGUAGAUAAUGUGAACCGAGAAUCACGCACUCGUCAUGUCGUGUAUGUACUGUAGAUACGGACAGAGUCGCUGCAUUUAUAAUAGUUUCUAACAGCAGUACAGGUGUUUUACAGCAAGUGCUGUGGAAAAGAUUGAAAGACAUUGUGCAAUUAGCAUAUCCGUACAUCAGCAGAUGCUGUUCGACGUACCACAAUUUCACAGUAAAUUUAAAGUGAAUUCACAGUGAAAUAGUGAAACGGAUAUUUUGUCGACUUUAAAUGUGUUUGAAGAAAGACGAAGUGUUGAGUGUCUUUACUUGAAUUUAAUUGGUCUCGUUUGUGUUAUGUGUCGUUUGUCUUAAGUAUUUUGAGGGAAAAAAACAAUUGAACUUUUAGCUUUUCUUUACAGCAUCAUUUGAAAAGUCACGGUACCGACGAUGCUGCUAAUAUCAUAUCGCUGAAAUGUGAGUUUGAUGGGUUUGAGACUGCAAAGAGUGUUUUUUUUUGUUGGAAAAUUGUAUCUAUUCAUUGUGUCAAAGAAUCAAACCAAACUGUGCUUUUUAGUUGCUUCGUGUUUAAAUGUCUGACUGGAGAUGGAUUGCAGGGAGUGAGGCUGACCUGACACUGUCUUCAUGACUUACUGUACAGGCUUUCAUACUGAGAUGAGACAGAGCAGUGGGUCUCAGCUUGAAAGUAAAAACCCUCCAGAUGACCACAAAAUGACUUUCAAGUGAAGGUUUAUGAUUAAAGGACAAGGCCGGUGUUAUUCUAUUUUUUUUUUUUUUUUUUUUGUCAACCACUAACAUGAAAAGAACAAAACCAGCCGUCUGUGUUAGUCUGUCUCUCAAAACUUUCUGAUUUUCGCACCCAAGACCCAAGCCCAUUUGUUCCUACUGAAGACACAAAUUAUAGAAAGGCAUCACAAAACAGUUUUUUUAAAACAGCUUAGCAACACAUGGCCAUUGCAGUUUCUAGCAAACGUUACUCAAACAGGAGUAAUAGUGCAGUUAUUUAGGACUAUUUUCAGCCGCGGAUGAAUACAUAUUUGAGUUCAAGUAACAGCAGCAGGACGGCGUAUAUGAGAAAUAAACUGCAGUGCCCGUGUUCACUGUAAUGAAAGAACAUGUCAUUCAGUGAAGCUUACUGAUGUGUUGUUAUGGAGGUCUACUGCACAUAGGCUUUGGCUGCCCAGACAAUACUUGUAAGUAGGAUUGAUUCAUUGUUGAUUUUGGUGUUUUCAUUGGAUUUGUUGAGGAAAAUAUAGACUAUUUCCAGUAAUGAAAUGAUAUCCAGUUUAUAUAAAUGUGAUUGGUGGUUUUUGUCCCUGUGGAAUAAUUAAAAGUUGCAGCUGUUAUGCUGCCUCUACUCGCCGAGUGUCGUGGGCUGAGAGGGAGACGAGAAAAUGAUAAUGUGCGUAUUCAUUGUGAGCAUGAGUGGGCAUUUUAGGCAUUGAAUACCAAAAAGGUUGAGCACCACUUUCAUAUCAAGCAACCAGUCCUAGAACAUUACAGGAAGGAGGCCAAUUCAUGUUCAACCCAGAUUUUUCAAACUAAAACUGAAACUAAAAAGCUACAUGAAAGCUGAUUAUUUGUAGAGCUUUAAAAAGGAGAGAACAAGGGUACAAUAUGCAAAUGUAAAAAUGUUUUUGGGAAAUCCAGUUGCUCUUCUUUUGGAUGAAAAUUGUAUUUUGUCAUCUUCUCUCUCUCUCUCUUUUUCUUUGAAUAAAUUCUAACAAAGCAGAAAAAAACAACAUUGGUUGACUUCAGUUGUACCAUUUAUGUCUUGAGUUAAACUAUCAAUGAAGAGAUGCUGUUUCACAGCUGACUACAGCGUGUUCAUGAGAACUUGAAAAUAUCUUUUCCUUUUUAAAUAAUUGUGACAGUUUCUAAGUUUUAAAUGUACUUUAAAACUUUUAAGUUUACAUGUUUUAAAGAAAGCAAGUAAAUGAGAAUACAUAGGAAUACCAGUUUGACAGAAUAAUCCCAACUCAAGGUCCUCUUUUCUAGCUUUUCCAGAGCUUUUAACUGUAUAGCACUGUCUUUCAUUAACAAAUUAGCUUUUGCUAAGUUGUCAUGGAGACGGAUAUGUUGACAUGCAUAAAAUGUGCUUUUCUUUUUAAGUCAACAUGGAUAAGAAGUACUAAAAGUGCUGUUGAAUUAAAUAACAGCUACAGCGCAUGCAGAGCCUGCACUGAUGAAGACCAUGUGAUGUGGUUGAAAGCCUCAGCAAAAGGCAUUAAGAGGACCUUGAACUGGCUCUGUUCUAUCAAACCAUUUCCAAGGUCAAUUAAGAACUUUAAAGCUCAAGAAUAGGUGAUUAAUAAGCAGCUCAAUCAUGAUAGUCUCAAAGAUGAUCACAAGAUGGCAGAAGUGAUGCAACAAAAUGAUGGAAAAUUAUUCCAAAAAGAUUUGUUCUAAUCCGGCUCGGAGCCCUUCUGUGUGGAGUUUGCAUGUUCUCCCCGUGUUAGUUUGGGUUUUCUCAGAGUUCUCAGGCUUCCUCCCACAGUCCAAAGACAUGCAGGUUAAUUGUUGACUCUAAAUUGCCCGUAGGUGUGAAUGUGAGUGUGAAUGGUUGUCUGUCUCUAUGUGUCAGCCCUGUGAUAGUCUGGCGACCUCUCCAGGGUGUACCCCGCCUUUCGCCCAAUGUCAGCUGGGAUCGGCUCCAGCCCAUCCGCGACCCUAAAUAGAAUAAGCGGUUACAGAUGAUGGAGGAUGAAGAUUUGGUCUGGUUUAUGGCCUUACUCCUGCACUCAUAUAUUAUUUAUUUUCCGCUGCACAUUGUUGUUCAUUUGAAGUUGAUAGACGGCCUGGUGUUUGGAAUAGUUUGUGACUACUUGCCAAGUGUGCUCUGGUUAUCUGUAUCAAAUAAACAAUGUGUUUAUUUGUUUUUAUUGUUUUUUUGCUAAAGUGGAAACUAUGAUUAAACUGUAGUGUUUUUUCGAUCAUGAAGCACCAAGUGAAAUUGUUUUGGCUGUAUCGGUAUACUUUGUGUUGCAUUCCUGCAUUUUGUUCUCAUUUUAAAACGGAGGUGAACGUAUUUGUGCCAAAAGGGUCACUUUUCCAUCCUCUGUAAGAACAACAAAGUAGUAGUACACUUAAUGCUGCUAUAUAAAAAAAUUACAAACCCUAUAGAUCAUUUUUCCUCUCACUGUUAAUGCUGAAAAUAACGAGCGUCCACUCCGUCGUGGUGUUCAUAGCUUGGAUCUUGGUUUACACAGUAUCUACACAUUAAGGCUUUUUGCCGUAUCAUAGAUCACCACCAUGCUUCAACAACAGAAAGCACUUCUCUCACUGAUGAUUACUCGUUGUCAUUAUAUGAUUCACUUGACUUCAAAAGGCAUUGUGGGGGUCAAUUUUUUAAAAGUCUUGGCAUUGCUGUUUGUGUAGUUUCUUAUCUUUUUAUUCUUUUGAACUGAGCUUUUCUGUCUGUUUGCUGUUUACCGUAUUCUGUCAGUUUAUUUGUUAUAACAGCUAUGAAGUGUCAGAUGAGAAUUAAAAUCUGCCACAGCAA